Molecule: messenger RNA, 10754 nt
Organism: Pleuronectes platessa (European plaice)
Lineage: Eukaryota; Metazoa; Chordata; Actinopteri; Pleuronectiformes; Pleuronectidae
Exons: 2
Coding region: 4-1311 (435 amino acids)
Molecular function (GO): zinc ion binding; nucleic acid binding
Source: RefSeq, a predicted model, not a curated record
AGGAUGGCUUUUCAACGGGACAUUAAGUUUUGGAACGUGUUCGUUUUCAUGGAGACUUGGCUCGACCCCUCGAUCCCGGAUUCCUCUAUUAUUCCCGAGGGGGUCUCUAUUCACCGUCAGGACCGGACAACAAACUCGGGGAAGAGCAAGGGAGGAGGUGUCUGCUUCAUGGUGAACAAUCUCUUGUGCUCGGAUGUGGAGAUUAUUUCUUCGGGCUGUUCUCCGGACCUGGAGCACCUCAUGAUCAGAUGCCGCCCUUAUUACAUCCCAAGUGAGUUUACAUCGGUCGUUAUAACAGCGGUGUACAUUCGGCCACAUGCCCACACCAACCAGGCACUGGACGAGCUGCAUGCGAUGAUUGACAGGACAGAAAGAUCACGGCCCGAGGCUGCAUUUAUUGUGGCCGGGGAUUUUAACAACGCCAAGAUGAGGAAAGUCCUGCCGAGAUACUACCAGCACAUCAGCUGUCCGACGCGCUGCGUCAACACACUUGACCAUGUUUACACUCCCUUAUGCGGUGCGUAUAAGGCCCUCCCCCGCCCCCCAUUUUGCAAAUCAGAUCACGUUUCAGUUCUGCUGCUGCCUUCCUAUAGGCAGAAACUCAAGCGUGACAGACCGGUGACUCGGACCAUUCAGUGGUGGUCCGACCAAUCAGAUUCGGCUCUUCAGGACUGCUUCAGCAUGACGGAGUGGUGCGUGUUCCAGGAUGAUGACAUCAACACGUACACAGACGCGGUCAUCUGCUACAUCAGCAAAUGCAUCGAUGACGUCGUACCCAGGAUUUCUGUACAAACAUUUCCAAACCAGAAGCCCUGGAUUAAUGGUGACGUCCAUGCUAAACUCAAAGCAGGGACUGUUGCCUACAUCUCAGGGGAUCUGGAGGAAUACAGUAAAUCCAGGUAUGUGCUCCGGAGUGCUAUUAGCAGUGCUAAGAGACUCUACAGGGACAAAGUGGAGUCCCAUUACAAGGGCUCCAACACAAGGAACAUGUGGGCCGGACUGAGAACUAUCACAGACUACAAAGCCAAGACCAGUAGUGCUGAUGUAGUGUCUGCAUCUCUCCCAGAGGAUCUGAACACUUUUUAUGCACGCUUCGAGAGCAGCCCCCCGGCUGUGGAGAUCGAACAGGCCCAGGAGGACCGCUGCCCCCCGUCAUAUCCAGGGCAGACGUGUGGAGAUCUCUUAACCGGAUCAACACACGCAAGGCACCUGGACCUGAUGGCAUCCCUGGCCGAGCUCUCAAGGUGUGUGCAGAUCAGCUGGCAGAUGUGUUCACAGACAUCUUCAACCUGUCACUGCUCCAGUCUGUAGUCCCUGCAUGUCUCAAGAAGACCAUCAUUGUCCCUGUUCCCAAGAAAACUAAAACCCUCUGCCUGAAUGACUACCGCCCAGUAGCACUCACUUCCAUCAUCAGAAUCAGGUUUAUUGGCCAAGUAAGUUUGCACAAACAGGGAAUUUGACUCGGUAAAGUGGCUCUCAGGUGCUUACACAGAAUACACUUCACAAAAACAAACAUAACAAAACAAAGCAAAACAAAACAAUACAAACAGUCCGAACAGUGCGACGGUCUAAGAAAAGAAGUGCAGGUGUGCAUAUUACAAUUAUCCAGUGAGGGUGAAGUAAGUAAACAUAAUUAAAUAUAAUUAUAAUAUAUAUUAUAUAUAAUAUAAAAUAAUUUCGGGAGUAACUGUUGGUUAUUAUAAGGAUCCAGAGUUAUUGCACAGUGCCAGAGUGGGUUGGCUGUUCAGUAGUGAGACGGCGAGGGGGAAGAAACUUUUUUUGUGUCUGGUGGUUUUGGUGAACAGCGAUCUGUAGCGCCUACCAGAGGGGAGGAGUUGGAAAAGGUUGUGUCCAGGGUGAGAGGGGUCUGCAGUGAUCUUUCCUGCCCGUUUCCUGACUCUGGAGGUGUACAGGUCCUGGAUGGUGGGCAGGUUGGCACCGAUGAUCUUUCCUGCAGACCUGACAGUCCGUUGGAGUCUGUUCUUAUCCAAUUCAGUGGCCGAUCCAAACCAGAUAGUUAUGGAUGUGCAGAGAACAGACUCGAUGACUGCUGUGUAAAACAGGAUCAGCAGCUCCUGAGGCAGGUUGUGCUUCCUAAGCUGGCGCAGGAAGUACAACCUCUGCUGGGCCUUCUUGAUGACUGUAUUUAUGUUGGGUUCCCACUUCAGGUUCCGGGAGAUUGUGGAUCCCAGAAACCUGAAUGAUUCCACAGCCAACACAGUACUGUUGAGUAUGGUGAGGGGGUCCAACCAUUCAUCACCUCCUUCCUCCCUGACUCUCUGGACCCUCUUCAGUGUGCCUACAGGUCAAAUAGGUCAACUGCAGAUGCCAUCUCCCUCACCCUGUGAGAAUGCUGUUCAUCGACUACAGUUCAGCAUUCAACACCAUUGUGCCCCUGAAGCUCAUCACCAAGCUCAGAGACCUUGGGCUCAAUAUCGCCCUCCGUGAGUGGAUCCUGAUCUUCCUGACGGGCAGACCACAGGCGGUGCGGAUCGGCAGCACCACAUCCUCCACCCUGGCUCUCAACACCAGUGCCCCCCAGGGCUGCAUGCUCAGUCCUCUCCUGUACUCCCUGUUCACGCAUGACUGCGUGGCCACCCACAGCUCCAACACCAUCGUCAAGUUUGCUGAUGACACCACUGUCCUAGGCCUGAUGAGAGAGACGAUGAGAGAGAGCCCUGACAUCUUGGUGUCAGGACAACAACCUCCAUCUCAACAUCAGCAAAGCGAAGGAGCUGAUUGAAGACUACGGGAAGAGACAAGGAGUGGAACACGCCUCCCUCUUCAUCAACGAGACCACGGUGAAGCGAGUCAGUAGCUUCAAGUUCCUGGGGUCCACGUCACUGAUGACCUGACCUGGAUGGGUAUCACACAGACUCCAUCAGGAAGCGGCUCUUCUUCCUCCGCAGGCUGCACUUCUACAGGUGCACCAUAGCAAGCAUCCUGACUGGCUGCAUCACCGCCUGGUAUGGCAGCUGCACCGCCCUGAGCCGUAAGGCUUUACAGAGUGUGGUGAAGUCUGCCCAGCACAUCACCAGUGUUGCCAUCCAUGGAGGACCUCUACACCCAGCGGUGCAGGAAGAAGAGCAGCCGGAUUUUUAAAGACCCCUUUCACCCCAGCCAUUAACAUUUUUGCCUGCGGCCUGCUGCUGUCUGGCCGACGGUACCGCAGCAUCCGGACCCGCACCACCAUGCUCAGAGACAAUUUCAUCCCCCAGGCCAUAAGACUUUUAAACUCCUCUGAACUGCAAUAACUCUGUCAACCAGCACCGUGGCAUAUUUGCACUAUUGUUGUUUUAUUUUUCUCUUCAACUGUAAAUAUAUAUAUUCAUAUAUAUAUAUAUAUAUUCAUAUAUAUAUAUAUAUGAAUAUAUAUAUAUUAUUUUCUAUUUAAAAAUGUUGAUAUUCUAUUUGAUACUAUUUUAUACUAUUUCAAAUUUUUUUUGGUUGUAAUUACUUAAGAAUUGCUAGAAUAGAGCCUGUGACUCAAGCAUUUCAUUGCCUGCGACUGCUUAAUGUUAUUGUUGUGCAUUUGACAAUAAAAAUCUUGAAUCUUGAAUCAAUCCAAAUGUUAAAUCAGGCUUAAAAUAAAUAUUAAAUCUGAAUUUGUAGCUUUCAUGGAUUUCAAUUAUGUAAGUUAGUGUGCUACAAUGAAUAACAUUGUAAUACCAUGAGCAAAGGUCAAUGCUAUGAAAAAAAUUAGAAACAGUGCAAUUUAUUUCAACAUUUGCCUGUCAAGCUCAUCAAAGAUAAUAUGUUGGAAUGGAGAGAGUGGCAUGACAGUUUUCUAAGAGAAGUCUUUCUGCUGAAACCCAAACACUGUGCCUCACAUAAAGCAUAUCAAUUGUGUCAUCACGUAUCAAAGCCCCAAAAUACUGGCAAAUUCAGCACCAUAUUCACAUGUCCAUGGCAUACUAAGCUGUUGACUCUGCUGAAAUUCCCUCAUAAUUUAAACUUCCAUUGUUGUUAUUAAUCUUUCUCAGUAUUCCAUAAAAACACUCAACACUUUUAUCCAAAGGGACUUACAAUAAGUUCAUUCAAUUAUGAAGGUACAAACACAGAACAGCAAAAUCAUGUAAGAAUAUUAACUUAACACCAGAAAGAAUAAACUGAUCCCGUCACAUACUCAUCCCAUAUAAAAGUACUAUUUUAAAACUGUUAUAACGGCUGCUUCGAAAGUGAAAAGGACAAUUGUGAAGUUUUACUCUGAAAACGUCACAUCAGUCGUUAACGUCAUCACCUGAGGGCUCGUCCGAUCACAGCCUCGUUGAUGAAGCGUCCGUCUACCGCAGACAAAAAACGUCAUGCUCGUCUUUUGCAAGGUCCGAAGAGUGACUUUGUUUUCGAGGUAAAAAACCUUCUGAAGUCGACAAGACACUGUUUCCCUGGAGGAGAGGAUGAGUGCAUUGGAAAGCAAAGCCGCGGGCCCAGUGUGGAGUUCCGGAUUUGCAGUGCGGAAAAUGACGCCAUUGUAUGUAAGUUACUGUUUAGGAAUUGUGUUUUUUUGCUGUGGAUCUUCCAACGGGGAUGUAGCGAGGCUAUUUCCGUUUAUUAAUAAUAUCCUCAUGCUACUCAUGUUGUUUUCCAGCUAACUGUACUAAGACACACUAUGAGCCAGUAUGACAGAAACUUCCCGUACUUCCAACCAGACCAUGCAGCUCUUGCAGCAGCAUUGAGAAGUUCAGGAGUCGACAGAGAAGAAAGAUGAGGGACAGAUGACAUGGAUCCAUCCUUCCACAGCCAGGAGCUCAGCGACCUGUGUGCCACACUUCAAAUAAGACUGGAAGCUACACUGGAUCUCACAGCUACACACCACAUACAGUGCCUUGCAUAAGUAUUCACCCCCUUUGGACUUUUCUACAUUUUGUCAUGGUAUAACCACAGAUUAAAAUUUAUUUCAUCGUGAGUUUAUGUAAUGGACCAACACAAAAUAGUGAAUCAUUUGGAAGUGGGGGGAAAUAUUACAUGGAUUUCACAAUUAUUUACAAAUAAAAAUCUGAAAAGUGUUGAGUGCAUAUGUAUUCACCCCCUUUACUGUGAAACCCCUAACAAAGAUCUGAUGCGACCAAUUGCAUUCACAAGUCACAUUUGCAAGUCACAUAAUUAGUAAAUAGGGUCCACCUGUCUGCAAUUUAAUCUCAGUAUAAAUACACCUGUUCUGUGACGGACUCAGAGUUUGUUGGAGAUCAUUACUGAACAAACAGCAUCAUGAAGACCAAGGAGCUCACCAAACAGGUCAGGGAUAAAGUUGUGGAGAAAUAUGAAGCAGGGUUAGGUUAUAAAAAAAUAUCCAGAGCUUUGAACAUCUCUCUGAGCACCAUAAAAUCCAUCAUAAGAAAAUGGAAAGAAUAUGGCACAACCGCAAACCUACCAAGAGGAGGCCGUCCACCCAAACUGAAGAGUCGGACAAGGAGAAAAUUAAUCAGAGAAGCAACCAGGAGGCCCAUGGUUACUCUGGAGGAGUUGCAGAGAUCCACAGCUGAGGUGGGAGAAUCUGUCCACAGGACAACUAUUAGUCGUCUACUCCACAAAUCUGGCCUUUAUGGAAGAGUGGCAAGAAGAAAGCCAUUGUUGAAAGGGAUCCAUAAAAAAUCCUGUUUGGAGUUUGCCAGAAGCCAUGUGGGAGACACAGCAAACAUGUGGAAGAAGGUGCUCUGGUCAGAUGAGACCAACAUUGAACUUUUUGGCCUCAAUGCAAAACGCUAUGUGUGGCGAAAACCCAACACUGCCCAUCACCCUGAGCACACCAUCCCAACAGUGAAACACGGUGGUGAUAGCAUCAUGCUGUGGGGAUGCUUCUCUUCAGCAGGUACAGGGAAACUGGUCAGAAUAGAGGGAAAGAUGGAUGGAGCCAAAUACAGGGAAAUCCUUGAAGAAAAUCUGAUGCAGUCUGCAAAAGACUUGAGACUGGGGCGGAGGUUCAUCUUCCAGCAGGACAAUGACCCUAAACAUACAGCCAGAGCUACAAAGGAAUGGUUUGGAUUAAAGAAUGUUAAUGUCUUAAAAUGGCCCAGUCAAAGCCCAGACCUCAAUCCAAUAGAGAAUCUAUGGCAAGACUUGAAGAUUGCGGUUCACAGACGGUCUCCAUCCAAUCUGACUGAGCUUCAUCUUUUUUGCCAAGAAGAAUGGACAAACCUUUCCAUCUCUAGAUGUGCAAAGCUGGUAGAGACUGUGACAGGAAUUUUACCAUUUGGGCAUUGAUUGAUGGAAGGAACUACUUUGAUGUAUAGAAAGAUGAGCAAAUGCAGUCCCUUAGGAAUCAGGGUGUUUUGCUUAAGCAAUUGAUGGUUAUAUUACUUCCUAACUUACAGGGUCACUUAACAAACACUUCACAGGGAGGGGGAUGUUAGUGGGUUGUAAAACACUGAUAAGCGAUCCUUGAAAACAGAUGUUUGACUCGAGGGGCUUGAGACCAAGUAGAAGACAGGAUACUGAUCACCUAUUUCUAAGGAUCAAAGAGGUUAAUUGAUAACAUGUGUUCCUCUCCAGGAGGAGCUUGUAACUGUAUAAGAGGGAUGUGUGUUCUGUAUGUCAUUGCUCAUUGUAUGAAAUCUUUGCCAUGGUCUUGUACACUGAUGCCCAUCUGCAGAUGCUGAAUUAAACUACCAGAAAGAACAAUUGCAAUGACUUGUGCUUGACUAUAGAGAAAAUUCUACGACAAUUUGGCGUUGUCGGCAGGAUAACUUAUGUGAGAGGACGUUCUGGAUCUCAAAGCUGAAGGUAAAUAGUGCACAAAAGAGUCUAAAAGACUCUUACCUCAACCUCCCUAAACAGUUUGGAGACGUGAGGACUGGAUGCUGAAGAGAAGGGAUGCCCUCUCACUGAAGUGAUCUAUGCGGACCGAGCACGACAAGCAAACAGUUUCUUUCUGGUGAGUAAAAUUCUGAUUUCGAAAAAUAAACUAGGUUUAUAAGGGUUAAGAGAUUCACUCAUUUGUCAAAGUGAGGAGCAGACGUGCUUACAUAGCAAGGUUUUGGAAACCGGUGUAGAAUCCAAGAAGCUUCAGGGUUUGGAACCAAUAAAAGUUAACUGGGUUUAACAAAGUCAGGGUUUAGAACCACUGCAAAAAAAAAACAAAGCUCAACUGAGUCAAACGAAAUAGAUAUAGAUAUAUGGAGUGUUUAUUAAUUUAAACACAACUUUAAGAUUGAGCUCUGACGUCGAGUUUCAUGAUAAUUAUAACUAUUUUCAUAAAAUAGUAAUAGCAUUCUCAAGUAUUUAGUACCUGGAGGCGUAUAACUGGAGAGAAGUGUGUGUGUAGAGAUUUGAAUGAUAUUUCUCUAAAGGUAUUAGGAUGCACUAAGGGUAUUUAAAAAUGUUUUAACCAAAAUAAAAAAAAAAACAUUUAUAAAAAAAAAAAAAGGGGAAAGAGGUAUUCUUAAACCUCCUAUUAGGAAAAGUAACUACGUUAGAUAGAAUUGGGUUUAUUAAAACUAAAUAUAAAAGACAAUAAUCUCAAAUCAAAACUCAAAUAAAAAAAAAUAGAUAAAUAAAAGAGAUAUAGAUUAAAUAAGUUAAAUAGGAAUUAGGAACAUUUUUAUUUUUUCUCCCGUACCAGUAGAACUUUUGGUCUGCAAAGAAAAAUGGGUUUAAAUAUCAGUAAAGAAGGGAAGAGGAAAGAUUCUGUAAAUUCACCACAGCCUACCUCUCCUAAUGUGCAGUACAUGAUAACGAAUUAUGGCAAAUGUUGUACUGAACAAUUCAGCGAAUGGAUUGAGGAUUGUGGCUUUCCGAGCACAGGAAGUUUGAAUCAGUUACAGCAACUCAAAAUUAAACUGCUUGUGAAAGAAGAGCGGAGUAAAGAGGAUAAGCAAAAAAGAAAAAAGAAUAAAAAAGUUUUUGUACCGAAUUGGGCAGCAUAUGAAUGUUGGGUCACAGAAGCAAAUAUCAGAGAUAGAAAGCAGAAGGCAGGGACUGAUGUUGUCUCCAAGUGUCAGUUUCUCCACUUAGAUCCUGAUCUCAACUCAGCUCCGCCAAAGGGAAGACCACAGCCGUCAGCGGUGCUGCAUGGGGACCAGCCGAGCGCUCAGCCGCCACCGCUGCAGACGGCACAAGCGGCAGUUCCAGCCGUCUCUCAACUCUACCCAGACCUCGACCUCCCUGCUGCGGAGGGAAAAGACAGCCCUCCAGCCUAUAGCACUCCGUGGUCGGCAGCUCACACUCCGAAGCGCACCCGAAGAGGCACAGAUUACGGUUUAAAAACAUCCUUACAAGCACCGAUGGUGGAGGUGGCCUCAGGAGAUGGUAACACUCAGCUGAUUUACAGACCAUGGACAUUCACGGAAAUGAAGGAAUCUACCAUUUCAUUUCUCCCACAAGUUCUAAGUGGGGGAACACAGUAUGCAGUGCAAUUAGAAGCUUUUUGCAAACAGUUUAAACCAACGAGUACUGAACUGCAGAGACUGUUGAUGACGCAGAUGGGGAUUCAGUUUUCCAAAGUGACGAGAGUUUUCCCCGCACGGGAGCAGAGAUUGGUGAAUCCAGACUGGGCCCAUGCUGAUAACCAUGGAUAUGGACAAUUCAUAACUGAUCUGUGUGAGGAAAUAAGACAACAGUUUCCCGCAAGAAUGGACAUGAGUAAAAUUUCCAUGUGUAAACAAGGUGAAGAUGAGACUGUGACCGAUUAUCUCCACAGGCUCUCAGAGGUCCACACUGCAAAUAGUGGCCUCGAGAGGCCGAAUGCCAUGGGGGGGCAGAAUCCUAUCACCCCGUGGGAAGCUCACUUGAGGGAUCGCUUCAUCCACGGCGUCAGACCGGAGAUCAGUGAGAUGGUGAAAACAAACUGCAUCGCCUGGGAGUCUGCAACUCUCGGGAAAGUCGAGUUACAUGCCACCCAUGCUGAAAAACUCUUGAACAGUAAGAAAAAGAAAGAGAAGUCUGAGUUUACAGAGCGGCUACAAAUGGCGCAGCUGGCGGCAUAUCAAACGCAAGGCCGCGGCAGAGGGAGAGGUCGAUGGAGGGGAAGAGGAAGGGGACGUGGAAGAGCUGACGCUUGUUUCAUAUGUGGCAAAGUUGGACACUGGGCGAGGGAUUGCCCUGAUAAUCCGCACACACAGUGUGAUUGACUGGCGGGGGAGCUGAGGACAGAUCCGGAUCCGAGUGGUGAAAACGUUGAGACGGAGAGGAAGUUUCAACACUCACAUCAAUAUCAUUAUACUCACUAUUAUGUGCCAUCCAGACAUAAGCGUUCCACAGUAAGAGUGUCUCCAGGAGAGAAAGGAUUCGGAGGACUCUUCCCUUGGUGGGGAACUGUGAACAACGCACACAAGAUAGAUGGGAUUGCUAUGGAACUGGAAAAUCUAACAGCCCUAGUGGGGGCAGGUUUCUUAUCUCUUUCUCCAAGUAUUCAGGGUAUCAGGAAUGUGGCUCUGCAGAAUAGAGUGGCUUUGGAUUUGAUGCUCGCAAGUCAAGGGGGUGUUUGCCACAUAAUUGGGACAGAUUGCUGCACAUACAUACCUGACAUUUCUGAUAAUAUGACGCAUAUAGUUUCCCACUUAAAUGACCUAUUGUUUGAACAGAAGAGCAAAGACUCUCAAAUUCCUGAAGGAUGGAAUUGGGGGUCAUGGUUAACAGGUUGGAAAAAUGUACUGUUGAAAUUUUUGACGCCUAUUCUGAUUUCAUUUUGUGUAUUAGUGUUGUUUGCAUGUUUUAUUGUUCCUUGUGUUAAGACUAUGGUAACUUCCCUCAUUAAGUCUAUGAUUGGGCAAUAUGUUCAACUUCCUGAAACUAAUCAAUCCUGGACGCUUCCCUUCCAGGAUGAUGAGAUGAUUUAAAAUUGUAUAGAGGAUGUUGAGCCUUGAAGUCUCAAAGUGGGGAAUUGUGACGGGAAUUUUACCAUUUGGGCAUUGAUUGAUGGAAGGAACUACUUUGAUGUAUAGAAAGAUGAGCAAAUGCAGUCCCUUAGGAAUCAGGGUGUUUUGCUUAAGCAAUUGAUGGUUAUAUUACUUCCUAACUUACAGGGUCACUUAACAAACACUUCACAGGGAGGGGGAUGUUAGUGGGUUGUAAAACACUGAUAAGCGAUCCUUGAAAACAGAUGUUUGACUCGAGGGGCUUGAGACCAAGUAGAAGACAGGAUACUGAUCACCUAUUUCUAAGGAUCAAAGAGGUUAAUUGAUAACAUGUGUUCCUCUCCAGGAGGAGCUUGUAACUGUAUAAGAGGGAUGUGUGUUCUGUAUGUCAUUGCUCAUUGUAUGAAAUCUUUGCCAUGGUCUUGUACACUGAUGCCCAUCUGCAGAUGCUGAAUUAAACUACCAGAAAGAACAAUUGCAAUGACUUGUGCUUGACUAUAGAGAAAAUUCUACGACAAGACAUACCCCAAAAGACUUGCAGCUGUAAUUGCAGCGAAAGGGGGUUCUACCAAGUAUUGACACAGGGGGGUGAAUACUUAUGCACCCAACAGAUGUCAACUUUUUUGUUCUCAUUAUUGUUUGUGUCACAAUAAAAUUUAUUUUGCACCUCCAAAGUACUAUGCAUGUUUUGUUGAUCAAACGGGAAAAAGUUUAUUUAAGUCUAUUUGAAUUCCAGUUAGUAACAGUACAUAAUGGGAAAAAGUCCAAGGGGGGUGAAUACUUAUGCAAGGCACUGUACGUCUACAGACUGGAGAAGAUUUGGACAGAGGUCCACAAAGAACUUAUGACCCAGAAAAGGCAAAGAGACAUUUCAAGCUUCACCUGAUUAGUUUUUCACUGGCUGGGCCAGUUAUGUUUGUACAAUAUUUGUACUGUAUGUAAAUAAAGCUUUGACUCAACAUA